Molecule: messenger RNA, 2148 nt
Organism: Cimex lectularius (bed bug)
Lineage: Eukaryota; Metazoa; Arthropoda; Insecta; Hemiptera; Cimicidae
Product: transmembrane protein 184C
Exons: 8
Coding region: 208-1362 (384 amino acids)
Biological process (GO): transport
Molecular function (GO): transporter activity
Source: RefSeq, a predicted model, not a curated record
UCUCCGUCGUUCGAUUUGACUCGUUCGUUCAUGAACAAUCUCGUAUUUGUUUGAGACUUUGAGUUGAAAUAUGAACAUUGAUCAUCGGUCGUUUUAUCUCUUUGUCCUCAGAUAAUGUAGUUUUAUCGUGCUUGGCCAGUUGAGAAAGUGUUUUCAGUCGGAAAUUUGCCAUUUUUGGCCUGUUUCACGUCAAGUCGAUGUCGAAGGAUGUCCAAUUUCAAAAGAUGCUGUACUAUUUUCAAAUUCUGUCUGUAUGUCGUCUUGUUCCUUCUCCUUUCCCUCUCGCUCAUCGUCGUCUCUGUCCAACGGGGGUUGAACAAUGAAGACAAAACAGCACUUUUCGGAGGGAUUUUCGUCAUUUUGGCGUUGCCCGUCUCUCUUUGGGAAAUCAUAAAUCAUUUGAUUUUUUACUCGAGACCCUCACUCCAGAAACAUAUCAUCAGAAUACUAUGGAUGGUACCAAUAUACGCCCUAAACGCUUGGCUCGGCCUGGUACACCCAGAUCAAGGGAUUUAUUUCGAUUGUGCCCGUGAAUGCUAUGAAGCUUAUGUAAUAUACAACUUUUUGGUUUAUCUUCUUCAUUACCUGAACGAGGAAAUGGAUUUGGAAAUAAAUCUGUCGCUGAAACCGCAAGUUAAGCAUUAUUUUCCUUUGUGCUGGUUGCCCAACUGGAAGAUGGGGAGAGAGUUCGUGCACAGGUGUAAACAUGGUAUUUUACAAUACACCAUAAUAAGGCCUUUAACAACAGGAAUCGCUUUCAUAUGUGAAUUGAACGGUGUUUAUGGUGAAGGUGAAUUUCGUGUGAAUGCCGCAUUCCCUUACAUCAUCGGGAUUAACAACGUGUCACAGUUUUUGGCGAUGUAUUGUUUAGUGUUGUUUUACAAAGCCAACAGGGAAGAGCUGAGGCCGAUGGAGCCAAUAGGAAAAUUUGUCUGCAUCAAAGCUGUCGUAUUCUUUUCGUUUUUUCAAGGCGUUUUAAUAUCAAUUGCGGCUUACUACGGCAUCCUGAAUAUGUAUUUCGACGUUCCUAAAGAUGUUUCUGCAAAUUAUCUAUCCAAUAGAAUACAGAAUUUUCUUAUCUGUCUGGAAAUGUUCAUUGCCGCUAUCGCUCAUCACUACAGUUUUUCCUAUAAACCUUAUGUUAAUUAUUUGGUUGAAAAUGUAUCAUUGUGUGAUGCUUUUUAUGCGAUGUGGGAUGUUUCCGAUGUCCAAGCUGAUCUCAAAGAACAUUUCGGCGUGGUCGGAAGUUCGAUUAGCAAUAUAAAUACAAGGAUAAGAGGACAUUCGACUAAUGACGAAGAGCGUUCUCCCAUCUCACCAAAUUGUCAAUCAACAUCCACAUACAGCAGUAUAUUAUCUUAACACUUUCGUUUUAUUACGACUCCUAGUUGAAAUUGUAAGGACAGUCAGUGUCGUAUUAAAUAUGACCAUUCUAAUUUUAAGCGUACAACAAUAACUGCUGAGAAUAUUUUGUCGUUUUUUUCUCUCCGUUCAUAAACUAAUCGGGGAAAUUUUUCCCGUGGGAGUUUUCAUUUUUUUUAAGCUUUUUGAAUUAAUAGUUUUUUAUUUUUUUUUACAACUUGUAAUUUAGGGUAAAAUUAUAUAAAAAAAUAUAAAUAAAUAAACCUUGUGUAGACUGAUCUUAUAAACAAGUUGUAAUUAUUAUUUAAACUUUGUAUGAAAAAGUAAAUAAUUUCUAAUGAGAAUGAAAUCAUACAUUUCUUGAUAACAUUUACGUUUCCUUUUUAUGAAUCAUCAUCAGCCAAAAUUCAUUCUGGCUCUUAAUUAUAUUUAGAAAAAACUGAAAAGCAAAUGAAAAUGCCUGAUUAAUCAAAGUGCAAAUUAUCUACCUCUUAUUUAUUAUGUAUUAAAAAAAGGUUUUUAUAGUUUAUAUCACUAAAUGUAAACUGGUAUUCAAUUUGGGUUAUUUAGUACUAAAUUGUUUUAGUAGUCAUUAAUUUAUUAUAUUGCCUGUGAUGUAUCAUAUUUUAAUGAAGUUGCUCAACGUUUUGUGUGCAAACAUGGUCCUUCAUUUUUGUUAACUUUUUGCUUGUUGAAUUUUUGAACGGACAUAGGAUAAUUAAUUUGUAAUUGUAAAAAUUCAUGUAUAUAAGUUAAUUGAAGAAUUAUAUUUUUUUACUUUUAAGC